Molecule: messenger RNA, 1638 nt
Organism: Rodentolepis nana
Lineage: Eukaryota; Metazoa; Platyhelminthes; Cestoda; Cyclophyllidea; Hymenolepididae
Source: the annotation of a GenBank genome assembly
AUGAGUGACUGUGAUUCCUGCAAGAUACUUAUUUGCGGAGAUGUGUGUGGAAAAUUCAAGGCUCUUUAUAAUCGCAUCCGAAAAGUUCUUUUAGCUGCUGGAUCUUUUGAGGCACUAUAUUGCAUCGGUGAUUUCUUCGGUGAAAACCCUGAUGAGUUUGAAAAGCUGGUUGAAGACCCUUCAUCAAUUCCCAUCAUGACUUAUGUUCUCUGCCCUCCGACGUCUUCUUCACUUCGUUAUAUUACUGACAUGAAUGGCUGUGAACUGUGUCCAUCUAUUAAAUAUCUCGGACGUCAAGGAACCUUUACAACAAUAACGGGACUUCGGAUUGUAUACGUCAGUGUUAGUCCAGACGUUGAGGCUGACUCAGAUACCUGGGUAACGGAGUUUCCAGUUCUUGAAUCAGAUCCUACUUUCAACGGAGUGGAUCUCCUUUUAACUUGUCAGUGGCCUAAAUUUAUUCUAUCCCCAAAUGAUCCGCUUGCGCAGAUGACCAAGAAUCAGGCCUCUCUCUGUGUUUCACACAUUGCUAAUUCUGUCAAGCCCCGUUAUCACUUUGCAGCUACGAGUGGUGUGUUUUAUGAGCGCAAGCCUUACAGAAAUCAUCGUGUUCUCCAGGAGAAAGAAAAACUUGUUACUCGUUUCAUUGCACUGGCUAAUGUUGGGAAUAAAGGAAAUGCAAAAUAUCUGUAUGCCCUAAAAGUCAAGCCAGUUGACAAAAUGACCCCUUCUGAGCUAGUGGCUCAACCUCCAGAUGUUACUGAAAACCCUUAUUUCGAUACAAUUAAAAAGGCACUGAAGGAAAGGCAAAAGGAAUCUGUAAGUAGUCUUAAUUUCAUUGAAUUAGAAGUUCAGACCGAUCAGUACUUCUAUUCCAUGCCCACGAAGCGACGAGCUGAAGGAGACAACGACAGACGUCCAGGUUGGAAAUUAAAGAAGUACGAUCGUUCUGACGUUCCUGAUGGGGAAUCUGCCCCGGCUAAAGUUCAUGAUGCUUGUUGGUUUUGUCUGGGUAAUCCCCAAGUAGCCAAGCAUCUUUUGGUUACUAUCGCAACACACGCAUAUGUGGCCUUGCCCAGGGGUCCCUUGGUGCGAGACCAUGUUCUCAUCUUAACUGUGGGUCAUCAUCAAAGUUGGUUGACCUGUUCCGAGCCAAUCCGUGCCGAUAUCAUCGCCUAUAAACGUGCUUUAAAGAAGAUGUAUGAAGAGGAGGGUAAAGUGAUGGUCACAUUCGAGCGCAACUACAAAACUCACCACUAUCAACUUCAGGUUGUUCCUGUACCUUUUGCAGUUGCAGGCGCUCUUAAGAAGGCCUUUCUUGAGAUGUCAGAAACGCUGCCUAACUCUCCUUGCAAACUAGAACCUCUUCCAAAGAAUUCCGAUAUUACCGAUUUUUGCAGACCAGGUGUUCCCUAUUUCUAUGUUGAACUACCAACUGGGGAAAAAUUGUUCGGUAAAAUGGAAAGAGAACGUGUUGCGUCCGCGGAUAUUAACUUUGGAAGAGCCGUUUUAGCGUCUGAAACGAUUUUGAAUUGUCCGGAUCGAGUGAGUUGGAGAGAUUGUACAGAAAGUGAAGAGGAUGAAACGAAGUUGGCGACUGAAAUUCGCGAAAAGUUUUCCCCCUUUGAUUUUUCUUAA